AUGGCGUACGACAAGUACGCCAGGUACGAAAAGUACUUUGGCAAAUACGACAAGUGGGAUGAGUCACGCUUCCAAUGGGAUGAGAACAAUAUGCCAAACAAAUGCACACAGCUGCAAGUUCGCUACAGCUGCGGCCAUACCCUCGGAGGCGAGUUCAUCAAGUGUGCGCGACAUAUCGCCAGCGAGGACGAACGUUGCUCGAACCGGUACAUCCAUUUCAUCGAGGCUAAGCAGUCGACACACAAAUGCCGCACCUGCCUAAGAUCUGCUUGA
This is a messenger RNA of Penicillium daleae, 273 nucleotides long. RefSeq lists its product as uncharacterized. The record is from RefSeq and is a predicted model, not a curated record. Bases 1 to 273 code for a protein of 90 amino acids. NCBI's taxonomy places the organism in Eukaryota, Fungi, Ascomycota, Eurotiomycetes, Eurotiales, Aspergillaceae. The transcript is spliced from 2 exons.